Bactrocera neohumeralis is the source of this 1301-nucleotide messenger RNA. Its product is annotated as putative nuclease HARBI1. Lineage: Eukaryota; Metazoa; Arthropoda; Insecta; Diptera; Tephritidae. Bases 43 to 1203 code for a protein of 386 amino acids. The transcript is spliced from 3 exons. The record is from RefSeq and is a predicted model, not a curated record.
UUUAUCCAACUUUGGGAAAAAGCACUAGUAUUUGAUUUGUUAAUGUUGGAGCUGUUUGGAAAACAUGACGAAAUCCAACGCAAAAAGGAAGAUGAAAUUAUGGAAGACUUUAGCUUUGCAUUGGCAGCUGCUGCAUAUUUUAGAUAUGGAUCUACAUUUGUUCAUCAUUCUGUCCCAAAAUCACCCAACUUUUUAAUAGAUGUAUUACCGCAUUUGGAUGAAAACAGGUUUCGAAAAAUUGUGCGAGUCAGCAAAACCACAUUUGAUUUUAUCAUUGAUCUGAUAAAGGAUGACGAAGUUUUCAAUGGUCCACGUUCAUGUAAACAGUUCCCUAUCCAAAUUCAAUUGGCUGUAGUAAUGUACCGACUGAGUUCAUGUGGAGAAGGAGCAACAAUUACUAAAAUUGUUAGUUUGUUUGGUAUUAGCGAUGGUGGAGUAAUACAGGUAAUGACCAACAGAGUAUUUGAUGCAAUUAUUAAAAGGAAAACUCAGUUUCUGUUUUGGCCGGACCCUGUAGAGCGUAGAGCUUUAGUUGUUCAAACACUCAGUGAGCUACCACAUUGUGUUGGCUACGUAGAUGGAACGGAGAUAAAAUUGGCGGAAAAACCCACUGUAGAUUGUGAAACAUAUUUUUCCCGCAGGCAUAUAUAUUUACUUAAGGCUCAAUGUGUGUGUGACCACAAACUAGUAAUUCGUCAUAUGGUAUUGGGGUAUCCCGGUAGUGUUCACGACGCUAGGAUAUACAACAAUUGCGAGCUGUCCACAAACGCCACUGAAAUGCUAACAGGAUCAGAGUGGUUAGCAGCAGACAGUGCAUAUAAAUUAACUUCGAGCCUUAUUACUCCUUUUAGAAUAAACGCAACGGAAGGCACCUUGAAUCAACGAAUUCUGUUUAACAGAACGUUCAGCCAGUACCGAAUAAGAAUUGAGCCUUGCUUUGGUUUAUUGAAAGAACGUUUUAAUAGCUUGAAAGAACUCAAAAUUCAAAUAAAGAGUGAUAAUUCGGUAAAGUUUGCAUGCCGGUGGAUAUUAGUUUCUGCGAUAUUGCACAAUAUUAUAUUAAAAGAAAACGACGGUAGUUUUGAUGUUGACGAAGAAAGCAUUAGUGAAAACAGUGAAGCCGACGAGCCUGGGGAUCAAAACUUACCAACAGUUGAAGGUGCAUCUAAGCGCCAUUCAUUGUUAUCACUAAUGGAAACUUAAAAAUAAAGUAUUGAAACUCAUGUUUACAUAUCUUUAAAAUCCAUUAAUAUAUGCUUUUAUUUACAAGAAAAAUAAAAAGUGCUUCUGUGCCUAUUAAC